ACACCAGCUAUAGUGUUCACCUUUAUAAAAAGCUUUAUAAAAUUGUGUCUAUGACUGUUUACAUAUCAUUGCAAAUCAAACAAUGGAGAUUCAUUAAAAAAGAAAUUCCAUGGCUUACUCUACAAUUCACCUUUUAUCUAUCCUUAUCCUUGUUAGAUUCCUCUCUUCUGCAACAAUGGCACAAGACUCUCCAUUAUUUCUGAAUACAAUUUGUCCCAUCAACGUUACCAAACCAAGCAGCACCUUCCAAAGCAAUCUCAUAAACCUCUUCAAUUCAUUGUCAUCAAAAGCCAUAGGCAACACCAAAUUCUACAACACCACAGUCACUAGUAUAAAUUCGUCCGUAUCCGUCUAUGGAUUGUUCAUGUGUAGAGGUGACAUACCCUCUCAUCUAUGUCAUGACUGCAUAGUUAAGGCAACCAAUCAGCUAUCCUCAGAGUGCUCUUUGUCCAAACAAGCUGUGAUUUGGUACGGCGAGUGCAUGGUUCGAUUCUCUGACAACUCUUUCUUUUCCACGAUCGAUAUGAUGCCAGGUUUUCACUGGUGCAAUACCGCUGAAAUCUUAAACACGAAAAGCUUCGUGUCUUUAUUGUUUUCAACCAUGAAUCGAACUGCAGACGAAGCAGCAAGUCCGCUUAGUGGUGACAAGAACAAGUUUGCAACAAAAGAAGCACGAGUUUCGGAAAAUCAGACCCUUUACAGUCUAGCUCAGUGCACGCUGGAUUUGUCGCCUAAUGAUUGCAGAACCUGUCUCACUAGUGCUAUUGAGACACUUUCACAAAGCUGUGUUGGAAAGGUUGGUGGGAGAUUUCUUUAUCCUAGCUGUAAUGUUAGGUAUGAAUUAUAUCCAUUUUAUAGGUCUACUUAUGUUCUUUCCCCAAAUGAGCUUGCUCCUCAAACAAAUGAUUCCAUACAAGAUUCUAAAAUACUUUCAGAAGAUCCAUUUUAUCUUUCCUAUAAUUGCUCAAGAAAUUACAAUACAAUCACUGACAAAAACAUCAAACUACUUCUGUCUUAUUUGUUGUCGAACGCCACCAUCGGCAAAAAAUUUUAUUGGCUUAAAGUGGAAGAAAUUGCGUAUGGUCUCUUCAUGUGUCGAGGUGAUCUUCCGCCUCGCCUUUGUGUUCAAUGCGUCAAAAAUGCAACGGAACAACUAUACUCAAAGUGUCAUUCCUUCCCAGAGGGUAUAAUUUGGUACAGCCAUUGCCUGCUUCGCUAUUCGAAUAGGUAUUUCAUUCACAGCAUUGAAACAGGGCCUAUGUUCCGCGAUAUAAAUAUUACAAAUGGUUCCAUCCCGGACCAAAACUUGUUCACAAAUGCAUUAUCAAAUCAAUUAUCUGAACUUGUCAAUGUUACGGGGAACAACGAGGAAAAAUAUGCGAAAAAUUCAUUAAUUUUGAAUGAUAAACAAACUUUGUAUACUCUUGAACAAUGUACAAAAGAUUUGUCUAGUCAGGAUUGCAAUUCAUGUCUAAAUGAUAUGAUCAGUAGAGAAAUUCCAUGGUCAUUUUUGGGAAGUGUUGGAGGAAGAAUCAUAUAUCCUAGCUGCAAUCUGAGGUUUGAAUUGUUCAAAUUUUAUAUGGACGGCGACGAAGCUCUACCGCCUGGAAGUCCUACAACAUUUGCAAGACAUACAGAGAAAAGGACAAUUAUAUCCAUUGUUGUCCCUACUAUUAUUUUGGUGAUGCUCUUCACUAUUGGCUACUAUUUGAUAAAGAGAAGGAGAAGAAAGAGUCGUAGGACCAUUCUUCGAGAAAAUUUUGGUGAAGAAAGUGCCACUUUAGAGCCACUGCAAUUCGAUUGGAUGGUAAUUGAAGCAGCAACAAACAACUUUUCUAAGGACAAUUACAUUGGCAAAGGAGGGUUUGGAGAGGUUUUCAAGGCUAUCCUUUCUGAUGGACGAGAAGUAGCUAUAAAGAGGCUUUCAAGAAGUUCUAAGCAAGGUGUAGAGGAGUUCAAGAAUGAAAUUUUAUUGAUAGCCAAGCUUCAACAUAGAAAUCUAGUGACUUUUAUUGGCUUUUGUCUUGAAGGACAUGAGAAGAUACUUAUUUAUGAAUAUGUUUCCAACAAGAGUCUUGAUUACUUUUUAUUUGAUUCUCAUCAGCAAAAGUUGUUAACUUGGGUUGAACGCUUUAACAUCAUUGGAGGAAUUGCUCGAGGAAUUCUUUAUUUGCAUGAGCAUUCUCGACUCAAAGUUAUACAUCGCGAUCUCAAACCUAGUAAUAUUCUAUUAGAUGAAAAUAUGAUUCCUAAAAUUUCAGAUUUUGGUUUGGCACGGAUGGUCGAAAUAAGUCAAGAGGAAGGAAGUACAAAUAGAAUUGUUGGAACAUAUGGUUAUAUGUCUCCAGAAUAUGCAAUGUUUGGACAAUUUUCUGAAAAAUCAGAUGUUUAUAGUUUUGGAGUCAUGAUCCUAGAGAUUGUAGCUGGAAAGAAGAAUAUAAGUUCAUAUGAACCACAACAUGUUGCUAAUAGCCUCUUGAAUUCUGUGUGGAGACAGUGGAUGGAUAAAACACCUUUAAAUAUAUUGGACCCAAAUAUUAAAGGAGAUUUUUCUAAAACUGAAGUCAUUAAGUGCAUUCAGAUUGGUCUAUUAUGUGUUCAAAAUGAUCCAGAGGCUAGACCUUCAAUCUUGACAAUUGCUUCUUAUCUUAGCAGUCAUUCAAUUGAGUUACCAACUCCACAACAACCUGCAUUUUUCCUGCAAGGUAGAACCUACAAUGAUAGUUCUGCCCUAUUCUCUAGCAAUGGAAUGCCUUCAAGUACAUUUUUUCCUCGGUAGAUUGUUAGGUUUUCUUUUAAUUGUAUGAUUGUUGUGAACAAUAUUUGUUCUAACCUCAAUUCCUAUUACUUGAGAAGGAUAGGGAAUGACGAUAUAUGUAAUUUGUAUAGCUUUGUUGGUAAUUAAAGAACAUAAUUACUAGUGAUAAAUGAAUUGGAAUGAUGCAAUGAUUAAGAGAGAA
Messenger RNA from Medicago truncatula (barrel medic), 2960 nucleotides. Its product is annotated as cysteine-rich receptor-like protein kinase 15. Lineage: Eukaryota; Viridiplantae; Streptophyta; Magnoliopsida; Fabales; Fabaceae. Gene Ontology annotation, molecular function: protein serine/threonine kinase activity; ATP binding. Gene Ontology annotation, cellular component: plasma membrane. Bases 110 to 2779 code for a protein of 889 amino acids. The record is from RefSeq and is a predicted model, not a curated record. Gene Ontology annotation, biological process: defense response to bacterium; protein phosphorylation. The transcript has 7 exons.